AAAUUUUAUUAUUUCGCCAGUAUUUUUCCGGGUGGUACAAGUCUACCCCGAUCUGAUGCCUGUCUAUGGAAGUUUGACAAUCUAUGUUAAGGAUCCAACAGGAUUUGUUGUACGACGAUGGUUAGGACAGCAAACUAAUGCAGGAGGUAUUGUCAGCGAAAACUUUGAACUAGCAGAUCAACCAAAAUUUGGCAACUGGUCUAUAGCUGUCCAUGCUUCAAAUAUUAUAUAUGAACAUUAUUUCCGUGUUGAAGAAUUUUGGACUCCUCGUUUUGAUGUCAAUGUGACAGUGUCUCCAUAUUUCAUGGAUGAUGUCGAUUCCAUUGGUGGUGUUGUAAUGGCCAACCAUACAAGUGGCAAGGCUACAAUUGGUUCUGCUGUCAUUAAACUGACCAUAGUGCCACCAAACCAAAACUACCGUUAUAAUAGAACUAAUGACCAUUUACCAUCUUUACAGAAAGACGUGGAAUAUUUUAAUGGACGCAUUGACUUUCGAUUUGGAAUGUCAGAAAUCCUAAACCAAAUGAAGCAAAAGAUGUUCUCAAGCCUGAGGGACAGUGAACUUAUAUUUAAUGUAACUGUCUACGAUUGGUUCUUAGCUAUGUCUCAAAAUGGAUCAGCCACAUCUCAUUGUUUUAGUUCCAGAGUCAAACUUCAGUGGGUCGGAGAUGCAGUACGAAGUUUUAAACCAAAUACACUUGUCUCAGUCACUUUGGCACUAAUGAAGCCAGAUGGUAGCCGUGUUAACGAUGAGAAGAAGGAAGUAAAUAUAGAAAUUUCUGUGAAGAAUUUAAAUGGCAGAACAUCACCCUAUAGUUCUGAACGCAAGAAACCUGUAAAAGGUUUUGUUACCUUUAACAUAAAUGUCGGCAAUGAUGUAGAAAUUAUCACAUUUACGGCCUCCUAUGAAGACUCGGAGGACGCAAAACUGAUAGCAAGUCGAUAUUUCUCUGAGAGCCAGACUUAUAUUUCUGUUACAACAUCUACCAAGAACCCAAUGGUCAAUGAAUUUAUGGUGUUCCAUGUGACAACAUCUGCCUAUGUCGAAAAGGUCUUUUACCAGAUUGUUGCCAAAGGAAACAUUCUCCUGGGAGAUGAACUUGUAAUGGGAACCAGUCGUCGAAAGACCUUCUCUGUUGCUCUAUCAAGAAGAAUGGUACCUACAGCUCGUAUUGUUGUGUAUUUCAUUCGUUCUGCUAAUCAGGAGGUUGUUGUCGACGUCUUGAAUUUUUUCAUCAAUGGAGCUGCCAAUAAUGAAGUACGAGCAACAUUCAACCGUGGUAAAGAUUUCACUCGAGAUACCAUUGAGAUCAAUGCCUAUGCAGACCCAGGUUCCUACGUGGCCUUUGCAGCUGUACCCUAUGACCUGUACAUCCGAGGUAUGGGUGCUGGUAUCACACAAAACAAGUUGAUAGACGAGUUGUACACCUAUGAUGAACCUGCCAACAGCACUUACAGGCAUUUGUGGCGUGUCAGUGAAGCAGAAUAUAAAUACGUGUUCUUCUCAGCCAAUGGUUAUGGUAUGGAUGCCGAUUCCACUUUCUUGCGAGCUGGUCUUUUAAUCCUGACCGAUGCCAACGUUACACAAAAGUUCAAUACCUGUAAUACAGACCCCGACUACUAUCCGUGUUUCCUGUCCGGUUGCUAUUCUGAGCAACAGAGAUGUGACAAACGCUUCGACUGUGCUGACGGUGCAGAUGAACAUGAAUGUAAAUAUGAAACAAAACAAAAGUUGAUAACUGAUAUUGAUCGAGUCAGCAGAGUCCAGCGAUUCUAUGAUGAUAGUUCUUGGAUUUGGCAGGAAUAUUUUGUAAAGCCUGAUGGACGAGUUGAUUUCCGAAUUAAAACCCCAAAAUAUCCACUUACUUGGGUGAUGCAUGGUCUUUCUAUCAGUCGAGAUUUGGGUCUUGGAAUUAUGUCAGCACCAGUUAUGUAUGAUGCUUCUCGAUACAUGUACAUACAAGUGGAAGCUCCCACUUACAUUGUCAGGGGAGAACAGGUUGGAUUCCGAGUUACUGUCUUUAACUUUUGGGACAAAGAUGACUUCAUUGAGGUGUUGGUUACUGCUCAUGCUUCUCCGUAUCAUAAAUUUGUCCUUGUCGGAGAGUUAGGUUUAGUCCAGUCUUACAGUCCAGAACUGGCUGAUGGUGAUAUGCAGACUAUAGUCUUUCUGGAACCUGGACAGUCCAAAGACAUUUACAUGCCUAUUAUUCCAAUUAUUCAAAAUGGCUGCUUUGACGUGGAAAUCAGUGCCUCGUGUUUCAUGGAGAGGGACUACGUCAUACAUAGAGUUUGUGUGAAAUCUGAUGGCAUUCUCAAUUAUUACCACAUUCCCUAUUUGGUGGACUUGAUCACUCAGGCGUCGGUCAUUGUACCAAACUUUGAUAUUCCAAUUAAUGCCCAAUUUAUUCAACCAGAACAAAGAGAACAUGACUACGUUCCAGGUUCUGGUAAAGCUGCUAGUUACAUCUUUGGUGAUGUUGUUACUCCUGGAUUCUUUGAAGAAUACCUGAAUGCGGAAAACUUACUUUAUCGACCUUAUGGUGUAGCCGAGAAUAUUGCCUUCAACUUUGCAUAUAAUGUCCUGACAUUGAAAUUCAAAAAAGCCAGCAAGCAACUGAGUGAUGAAACUUUAAGAACUUCUUUGAAAUACCUGAAUAUUGCCUUGCAAAGAAUCCUGAGUUACAUGAAUGAAGAUGGCUCUUUCAGUAUGUCUCGUGAUCGUCAAAAGAAAAGUGUUUGGCUAACUGCAUUUAUUGUGAAAACACUUUAUGCUGCUCGUGAAGGAGAAUGGGAGAAUGAUUUCUUUGUUCCAUUGGAGCUUAUUAAGACUAUGGUUUCAUGGCUUUGCGCUCAGCAGAAUGACACUGGCGUUUUUGAUACCGAAUACUAUGUCUACGAUCGUAAAAUGUCUUCAAGAACAUCAUGGCAAAAUAGCAUACUCCAAAUGGAUCCUAUGGCUCUCACAGCCUAUGUCUAUAUCGCUCUACACAGUGUCAGCAAAGGCACAAAUGAUGCCGGUCCCUGUGCUGUGACUGCUCGUAAUACAGCUGCUCAAUACCUCUCACAGCACUCUCACACAAUAAAAGACGAAGACAUUUUCACAUUAGCCAUUACCACUUACGCUUUGUCCUUAUCUAAUCAGAAAAGUGCAGCGAUUUAUGACAGACUCUGGAAACUGCAUAAAGGCGAUGAGGAAAAAUAUUUCUCUGAACCUGAUCGUCCAAUCCCAGCAAAUCCAUCGAAGACAAUUGACAGCAUUCGUUACUUGGAACCUCGUGUUGAGCAAAUCAAUGAUGCAUUCAGUGUCCAGACAACGGCUUAUGCUCUGUUGGCACAUAUUAAACUUAACCGAAAUAAAGAAAACCGUGAUUCCUUAAUGAAAUGGCUGAACUCAAUGAGAAACACUGUUGGCGGGAUGUCCUCGACCCAGGACACCAUCACUGCCUUGGAAGCUCUCUAUCAAUACACCCAAGUGGAUCCCAAUCGAAAUGUCUUCAACAUGGAACUCGAUGUCUGGUCGGUGGCCAAUAAUAACUCGAAGAAGCUGGUUUAUAUGACCCAAAACAACUAUACACACAUGAGUAUUGUUAAGGUUGGACCUCAUGUUUACAGUUAUGUCAGAGCUCAAAUUCUGGGAACAGGACGAGCAAUGUUUCAGCUGACCAGUACGGUUAACGUAGAAUACAAACAUCAGCUAAAGCAGAGCUCAGAGAGCGACAUAUUUGAAAUAAAGAUUGCCCAGCUAAAGUUCACUGGUCGAAAUGAUUCCAUUAUGGACAUGAGGAUCUGCGUAAGUUGGAAAUUUACAACCUGGUCACUGGUUUCAGGGAUGUCCGUUUUGGAAGUUGACAUUCCUACUGGAUAUGUGAUAUUAAACUCAACCCUUAGACAAUACGUACAAAGUGGUAUUGUACCAAACCUUAUACGAGCAGAAAGUUACAAUCGUAAAAUUGUAUACUACUUCGAAUCGCUUGAUCAGAGCUCCUCUUGUGUAGACUUCCGAGCCAAUCGUUGGUACCCUGUCGCUAAUGCUACCAUACAGCACAGGAUUCGUGUUUAUGACUACUAUGAACCAGGGCUUUACCGGACAACUUUAUACAUCACCAAUAAUCUGUUCCAACUGAAUAUUUGUUACGUGUGUGGUUCCUUUCAGUGUCCUUACUGCCCUCAGUUCAACACGGCAAACAUCAUCAAGUGUACGGUCACCAUCUUCUGCCUCCUCCUCUCUGUUUUCCUACAACGUUACAUGCUGCGGACAUCUUGAAACAGUUAAUGUCCUUCAACUUUAACACACGCACGCACCCACACACACACACACACAAGUAAAUAGGAAUGGUAAACAAAGGAGAGAAUAUAUUAUUUUCCCAUUGAUUUUAGUAAUCUUUUGUAAAAACCAAAAAAAAAAAAAGAAAAAACCCGUAAUUUUAAAUAUGUGAGGCACUUUCAUAUGUGUGUGUGUGUGUGUGCACAAGUUUCAUGUGUGUGGGUAUGUGAUUUGUGUGGAUAAAACUAUGUGUAUACAUAAAAUAUGUAAAAAUCAUAAGUGUGUGUGUGUGUUAGCUUAUAUAUAUGCAAAUCAUACUUUUAUAUAUCUACACACACACACACACACACACACACGUGUAUAGUGUGUGUGUGUACAGUGUACUUGGUAUGCCUACCUCAAAAGAAUUAUUUGUAAUCAGAGAAUAACAAUUCUAUUGUGGAUAUCCAUAUAAGUGUGCGUGUGUGUUUGUCAUUCAAUGCAUUUGGUUUUAGAGUUCUAUGUAUUUAAUAAGUCUGACUCGGUUCCACAUUGGUAGGCAUAGGAUAUGUCUGUCUAAUGUUCUGCACCCAUGAAACUAAUAUGGAACCGAGUCAAACUGUCAUUAAAUAACACACACACAUGCAUUUAUAUAUAUAUAUAUAUACACACACACACACACACACACACUUUCUGGAGAUGAUUUUAUUUUCAUCUUUUUAACCAUUUUUGAUUCUAUAUAUAUAUAUAUAUAUAUAUAUAUAUAUAUAUAUAUAUGAUAGACAUAUAUAUAUCAUAAUAUACACACACAUGCCUAUAUAUAUAUAUGUAUUGCUUUUUUUAAUUAAUCCUUUAUUUUAAAGAACAAUGUUAAUGAAAAUUUUUAUAUCUUGGAAAGGUUUUAGCCAAUCAUAGUAUUAAGAUUUGCGCUUGAAAGAAUUAUGACUGAAACAAGCAAUAGAAGGUGUCCUUUUCGUAUCAGCACUCUACUUCUCUUCCUGUGAGUAUAAUUCCAUAUGCAUAUAUAACUUUGGAGCAAUAUUUCAGUCUCAUCAGAUUAAUAAAUUUAGUCAGUCUUAGGUCUGUAAAAAAUUUAAAAAGAAAGAAAUUUCUUCCUGCAUUUUACAUUGUUUUUACAUUUCAUAGAUUUGAUAAUUAUUUUGUUUUGAUAGAAAAAAAAUCUUAUUUCAGUUUAAGAAGAAAAUUCCAUUCAUUGGUUUUUUUGGGUUUUUUUAUAUGGUAUUGUGAAGCUAGGAGGUUGGUGAGGAGGCACAAAGACAUAGACAGAAUCAUCUAAAUGAUUAGUAUUAUUGUAAUUAAUCUAAUGUAUUGCAAAACUAUUCUAUGUAUAUUUUAGAAUCAGAUGCUAACUUGCAAAACACACACACACACACACACACACACACAUGGAUUUGCACAUUUUAACUUUCUUUAGGUACUGAUCUGCCUGAGAGCUCUUGUGAUUUAAAUUAAAACUUCCCAUAAAAAUUGCAUAUUAAUUCAUAUUCCAAACAUAGAUUAACAAUGAGAAAGUAAUUUUAUUAAACUCUUCCUGAUUUAUCAAAAUUAUUUGAAACAAACGCAGUAAAUAUCAUUACCAUCAUGGUAACAAAUAGAACCAACAUGGAAAAUUAUUCUUUGUUUUUUCCUGCUAAAUUGUCUGUGUUUGUAUUCCUCAUGGCUUUAUUUGAUGAAAUCUCCAAUUUUUAGUUUUGAGACUUCUGGAUUUGAACCAUUCAUACAUGAACUAUUUUCAAACUCAAUUCCAUGUUUUUUUUUCUUUUCUAAGAGUUACCAAUAUGAACUCUGCCUUCUUUUUAUUACAUUCUUUACAAUGUUGUAACAAAUCACCAAACUGCAAAUAUUUGUCAGUGUAUAUUCAUUUUUGAUGGUUUAAUUUUAUUUUUAAUGGUAAAGCAUGUUUUCUUUCUUUAUUCUUCUUUUUUGAACUUGUACAGAAAAAUAUUUUCAAAAGAAUUAUUUUUUCAAUUGUAGCGAAAUUUUAAAUGUAUUAAAAAUAUAUUGAACGUAUUGAUUGCCUUAAUCACAGAGCAAACUUAUUGAAAAUUGAUUUGCAAUUUAUUGAAAUGAUAAUCACUAGCGAAUUAUAACACAUGAACACACAUUGGGAUGUACCACAUGAAAUAGUAUUUCCAUGUACCACAUGAAAUUUAUUUUUAAAGAAAAAUAUAAAUUGGAUUAAACAAAUUUAUUUUUUUUAAAUAGACUCCAUUAUGUUCGAUUUUUCUUUUCUUUUUUUUACCAUUGUAAUGUUAAAUUAGAUAUUUGUACUUAAAAAGAUGUAAACUCUUUGUCUUUAGGGUCUCUGAACUGUUCAAAUACUUUGGGAUUCACAAAUCUUUUAUUACAUGUCUUCAGUUCAAAGAUGGCAGUUUGUUGAUUUGUGCAGAAAAUUUGUGUAACCAAACUCUGAUAAUUUUUUUUUUUUUAUCAGUUUGUGAACAAACCUUGCUAAGCACCAGAAUUGGUCCAUCUCUGUUAACUAGAAUUGGCUGUUUUCAUUUCUGUUUUUCAUGCAAAAAGUUAAUUUUCUGGCUCCCAAAAAGGUAUCACGGAUUAUUACCCUUGUAAACCAUAAUACUGUCACCACAAACUUAUUUUGGACGAUUCUUGUUCACCAUCGCUACAUUCACUUCUCUCUCUGACCAUCUCUUACAUUAUUAUGAAACUACUUGCCCUCCUCUCUUGUGUUUAUUCCAUCAUCAUUUAAUGCCCAUUUUCCAUGCCAUCAUGGGUUGAACAGUUUGACUGUCAAGGCCAGGAGCUACACCAGGUUUCAUUGGCUGUUUUGUCAUGGUUUCUACAACUGGAUGCCCUUCUUAACACCAAACACAUUACAGAGUGGACAGGGUGCUGUUUAUGUGGCACCAACAUCAGUGCUGUUUAUGUGGCAUCAUCAACAGUUCUCUUCUUAAUUAGUCUUUAUUUAUGAUAGACUUUGUUUUCCCUGAUGGCUGGAUCACCCUAAAAUUGCUGAAUAUGCCAUUGGCAUAAUCUGUGAGACAAUCUUUUAUAAUUAACCAAAUAAUUAAAACCUAUCUUCAAAAUUUCAUAUUCUAAACACCAUCUUCAUAAUGACAAAGUUAGUUCACUAAAUUCUUUAUUAUUUUCAAAGUUAAUUGAAACAAGAAAAAUUGUAUUUUAAUAGAAAUAUCGCAGGCAAAGGGUUAGAACAGUUGUCUCCAAAAUGCCAAAUCGAAUGUUUUUGGAGCAUCAGUUGCCUUAUAUCCUAAUUUGGUGUUGGAUGAAAAAAUAUUCAGAAGUUGUUUGUUCGGUCACCAAAUCAUUGAUGAUUCUAAGACAAAUACAACCAACAUCUAUGAGAUAAGUACUGCCUGAAACAUGAAGCCAAAUGAAUUUAAAAGUUAGUCAUGGAUUAAUCCAGUAACUACUUUCUUUAAUAUGUAUAAUAAUAAUGAUAAUAAUAAUAAAACCAUAGCUUUUGAAAUUCUUGGUGGUGAAAAUGACAUUCAUGUGGUAUACUUUAACACACGUAUAUAUGUGUGUGUAUAUAUAUAUAUAUAUAUAUACAUACAUAUAUAUGUGUGUGUAUAAAAAUGUGUAUGCAUGUAUAUUUGUGUGUGUGAAUGUAUAUAUAUAGAUGUAUAUAUGUAGUUGAAAUUUCUUUUUUACUUUUUUUGUAUAUUUUACCCACUUUAAUUUGUUUAGAAAUUUAAUUAUAUUCAUGCACACACACAUACAUACCCCUAUACAGACACUUGCAAACACAUGCCAAGGUACCUUUUGUUAAUUAAUCUGAUCAUGGAUAUAUAUAUACAAACACACAUAUAUAUAUAUGUACUGAAAGUAUGAAAAUAUAUUUUUUUCUAUUUUUAUAGAAUUUGGCCAUUAUUUUGUACAUUUUGUUGAAAUUAAUACAAUUUUUGUAAUAAAAUAAAAUAUAAAAAUAUUUAA
Molecule: messenger RNA, 8182 nt
Organism: Octopus bimaculoides (California two-spot octopus)
Lineage: Eukaryota; Metazoa; Mollusca; Cephalopoda; Octopoda; Octopodidae
Product: CD109 antigen
Cellular component (GO): extracellular region
Molecular function (GO): endopeptidase inhibitor activity; protein binding
Source: RefSeq, a predicted model, not a curated record